Pleuronectes platessa (European plaice) is the source of this 5524-nucleotide messenger RNA. It is a transcript of the gene fibcd1a, whose product is annotated as fibrinogen C domain containing 1a. The record is from RefSeq and is a predicted model, not a curated record. The coding region runs from base 3627 to 5090 and encodes 487 amino acids. The transcript is spliced from 8 exons. Lineage: Eukaryota; Metazoa; Chordata; Actinopteri; Pleuronectiformes; Pleuronectidae.
GUCACAUGGUUACCAGGCAGCUUCUCAUCACCAUGGUAACUGUUUGGACCCCUCUGGAGAGAGAGAGUCAGUGUUAAUAUAUAUCCACUGCUCGUUCGCCCCUCUCUCCCCCAUCACUAUAAAUAGACAAAACAUAUAGAUUCACGUACAGAAAAGUGUGUGUGUGUGCGUGUGUGUGUGUCCUAUGGUCUUCUGUUCGAGCUAGUGAAGCUAACAUGCUAGCGUUUGUGUAUUGACGUUUAUAUGUAAAUAUAAAUAUUUAUUAUCAAUAAAAAAGAGUUUGCUGCUACUACUUUAUUUGUUACAUUUAGUAAUUUUGAUGAUUUUAACUUCACCAAAGAAUCAAAGGAUUGAUAAUAAUCUUCAAAUCAAUCAAUAAUAGAACAUUGGUAGAGAUGUAAUGAUGUCAUUAUGUGAUGUCAUUAUUAUCAAUACGAUCAAGUGAUCACUGAUGUUUUAGCUCCGUGUUUGGUCUCAUGUUCAUAAACAGCUGUUCUACUGAGCAUCCUCCUCCCUCCGCUGGCCUCCCAUUGGUCAGAUCUGCUGUGAUGUCAGCCUGUCCAACAGAUACAGUUUGAUUUAUGAAGAUGAAUAGUUAAACUGCAUGGAACCAAUCCCAAAGCUCAUACAGCCGAUCAGCUGACUGCCCCUGAGGGGAGAGACAGGUAAAACAGGUGAGACAAAGUUCAGACAAAGGUGAGAGACAGGUGAGACACAGGUGAGACACAGGUGAGACACAGAUAACACAAAGCUGUCUCUCUCUCUCUCUCUCCCUCUGUCUGUCUGUCUGUCUCUCUCUCUGUCUCUGUCUGUCUCUCUCUCUCUCUCCCUCCGUCUCUCUCUCUCUCCCUCUGUCUGUCUCUCUGUCUCUCUCUCUCGCGCUCCCUCUGUCUGCCUUUCUGUCUCUCUCUCUGCCUGUCUCUAUCUCUCUCUCUCCCCCUGUCUGUCUGUCUCUCUCUCUCUCCCUCUGCCUGCCACUCUCUCUCUGUCUGUCUGUCUGUCUCUCUCUCUCUCCCUCCGUCUGUCUGUGUCUCUUUCUCUCCCUCUGUCUGUCCGUCACUCUCACUCUCUCUCUCUCUGUCUGUCUCUCUCUCUGUGGUGAGGCGGUGGACUAGUGGCAGAAAAGGUCUCUGGUUCGACUCCACGGAGGAACAACAAAAAGACGAACCUGGAUUGAUCUGUCCAAAAAUCCAAGAGGAUUCUCCCUACCCUGUCUAGUGCCCCUGAGCAAGGCACCUUACUCCCCCAACAUCUGCUCCCCGGGCGCCGUACAUGGUCGCUCACUGCUCUGUGUGUCCUGCACCAGAUGGGUCAAAAGCAGAGGUUACAUUUCCCUCCCUGCAUGAGUGUGUCUGUGACAAAUAAAUGCAUCUUAAUCUUAAUCUCUCUCUCUCCCUCUGUCCACCUGUAUCAUAAUGUGUUUGAAACCCUCAGCUGUGUUUUUAAUGUGUUGAACUACAUGCUGAUUUUGUAUUUUUAGCAUGUACUGUUCUUAGCAUGUUAGUAACAUGUGACACUUCAUGUUGUUAGUGUUAUAGCAACAAAUAGAAGAUGAAAUCGGUCUCAACCUUGUAACCAGAUCAUAAAUGAAGACGCCAACCAAGUAUUGAGUUCAAUCAGACGGUAAACUUUAUUUUCAAAAUGUAAAUGAAAUCAAAUGCAAAUAAUCAAGAUUUUUCAAACUAUGGAAACUGGAGGUAAAAAAUAAUCAAAGGAAGAGGAAGGGUCCUUCCUCCCCUAACUCAUAAAGACCAAGAUGAAGCUGGAUAGAUGUUCAGAAGGAUCAACUUCCUGUUCUUAACUCAACACGAGUCAAACAGAAACUUAGUGAUCAGUGAUGAAGCUCAGUCCCAUGUGAGGAUCCUCUCCCAGGACACACACAUGCUGAUGGAACUGAACACAACAACAAGACAACACAUCAACACAACAACAGGAUUCACUACAUGAGAAGAACCAGUUUGUAACUUCAUGUGUAAAGUGUUGAUACAUCACGUCUGAUGGAGAUGAAGCAGCAGAUGAACUGAGGAGUUCCUGAUGGUAGAAGAUGUGAGGAGACAUGUUGUGUAUCACGAAGUCUGGUUGUGAUCAUAGUCCAUGUGUGAGCGAGAUGUUAGCGUGUUGAACUAUAUGUUGUCAGCUUGUUUUUAACUUGUGGGUUAACAUGUUGUUGGCAUGUGACUGAACACUGUGACAGACUGUGAACUAAAUCUGAUCAGAUUAUCAGCCUGCCGUGUCUCAGUGUCUCAGUGUCUCGCCUGCUGCAGAGCAGAUGGUCUCCACUUGUCAUGAAGCUUUAACUUGAAAAUACAUUUUCAAUUGGAUUUUUAUCAUCGUCAGAGGUCGUGUUGAUCCUGAAGACAGACAGGUAAUUGAAUUGAUCGUUGAUAUCAGUGAUCACUCAGACGUCCUGUCUGAGUUUUGUUUAAAAGCAAUAACAUGCUUAAUGUUUUGGAGGUUUGAUUUCAUACAUGUGAUUUAAAUGAUUUAUUUAUAUAUGAUUGUUAGAAAACAUGUGUUUGAAAAUAUAACAAGUUGAAACAACUUUUGAUAUUUGAAAGCGCAAGAAUAUACAUAUAUAUUUCCUUUUGUUUUUUUUGGUGAUACGGUGAUAAAUCAGUUUAUAUCAGGUCAACUGACCCAAGUGCUUUAUAACUAACCCUGACCCUAACUAAACCGUUAUAACCAACUCUAACAUGUUAUAACUAACAUUAAUAAACAGUUGAAUGAUGAAUGUUUUAUGUGAUGAUAAGACACAGACAACAAGUUAAGCUAUGAAAUAAAGUUUAACCCGAUACGCACAUUGAAAUUGUUUGUAAAAUAACUGUUUAGUCUGAAUAAGCUUAGAUUCUCAAUAAAUCAAAUUUUGGUCAGAUAAGAACUGAUCACAGUUUUAGAUUCUGAGGUUUUAGAAUCAGAGGUUUUAGAAUCUGAUGUUUUAGAAUCAGAGGUUUUAGAUUCUGAGGUUUUAGAAUCAGAGGUUUUAGAAUCUGAUGUUUUAGAAUCAGAGGUUUUAGAAUCUGAUGUCUUAGAAUCAGAGGUUUUAGAAUCUGAUGUUUUAGAAUCAGAGGUUUUAGAACGGGACGUUUGACUGUGAUGAGGUGUUUAAAGUCUCUAACUCUAACCCUAUGUGUUAAUCAGUAAGAUUAAAGUGAUGCUGACAGACACAGACACUGAGUCUCAGAGAACUGACGACCAGCUGCUGCACGCUACUUCAGACUGUAAACAGGUUAAGUUAUUCACGUGUUCUGUCAUCGUCUUACGAAGAACCUCAGGAGAUGGAAUGUGGAGGUUCUCUGGUUCUCUGCAGAAAGGUUCUUUAAGGUUUCUGAGAUUCAAAAUGUCCACUUCAGAAGUUCAGGUUGAGAGUUAAUUGAAGAGGUUCAAACAUGAACGUUUUAAUGUCCCUUGAUUGAUUGGAUUUGAUUUUUCCGUUGAGUUGAAGCUUGUUACAUUUAAAAGUGUAAACAUCUGACAUUUUGGUGUUUGCCAUUAUCUCUUUGAAAAUCGGUUUGACAGUGAAGCACUAUGAAUCCUGGGAUCCGUUGAGCUGAGGAGGAUCCGGCUGUGGGGAUGGAAGGACGUGUCUGAAAGAACAGUCGAGACACUAUGACACCUCUUGUCCUCAAAUGCAGCAUCUGAUGGAGGUGGAGCCUGGACUAAGACUCCAUCGUGAUAAAGAGGAUAAUGAGCCACCUUCAUGUUUUCUGUGCUGUUUGUGUUUCAGGAUGAUGGUGAACGAUCGAUGGACCAUCAUGAACAACAGCAGUUCAGAGCUGGACAGCAAGCGGCCAAUCAAACACAAGUGCUGCAGCUUCCUGUUGUGGUUCUUCAUCGUGUUGAUGGUCACAACCGCCAUCGUCACAGCGACAGUCACCAUCCUGUACCUGAACCAGUUUCCUCUCCCGUUCAUCAGCAGGGGCGGAGUCUCGUCCUCACCUGUGAUUUCAACCAAUUCCAAAGAGUCUGGCGCCCUGGUGACAGUGUCACGUGUCACAGCAGGAGAACCAAUCAGCAUCUUCCUGGACCCCAACUGUCCGGACUACGGUGAGAGCCUCCUGCGGUGGGAGGCGCUGCAAAGCUCCGUGCUACGAGCGCUGACCAAUCACAACGCAGACGACUGGCAGGACGUAGGACUGGUCCAGAAACUAGCCGAGGAGCUGAAGGUGUUAUCAGGCCACGCCCACAACCUGAGGGUGGAAGCUGAUUCGCUGAAAAGAGGUCAAGGAGUUCUGGACCAGCGCCUGGACGGACUGCAGAGCGAGCAGAGCCGCGUCCUGCAGGUGCUGGCGGACGUUCACUCAGGUAUGUCCACGAUAACAACAGGUGUCAGUGAUUCUCUGCUCAGCCUGCAGAGGGAGACUGAGAGUCUGAGGAGACUGAAGGCAGAGCUGCACAGACACAAUGACGACAGAGCGGUCAGACCCAGAGACUGCAGUGAUGUCAUGGCGUCUGGCGUCUCUCAGGACGGAGUUUAUUCUGUUUUUCCGACACAUGACCCCGACGGCUUCAUGGUCUACUGUGACAUGACAACUGACGGAGGAGGUUGGACGGUGAUCCAGAGGAGGCAGGAUGGGUCCGUCAACUUCUUCAGAGGCUGGGACGCAUACCGAGACGGCUUCGGACAAACAACAGGAGAACAUUGGCUGGGUCUACAGAGGAUCUACUCCCUCACCAGGUCAGGUGGGGUAGAGUUACGUAUCGACAUGGCUGACUUUGAUAACGCCACAGCGUUCGCUCGUUACACCGAUUUCUCUGUCGGUCGAGACUCAGUGAAUCCAGAGGAGGACGGAUACCCGCUGACCGUCGACCAGUUCUCUGGAACUGCAGGUGACGCCCUCCUGAAGCACUCUGGAAUGCGGUUCACCACCAAAGACAGGGACCAGGACCAGUCGGAGAACAACUGUGCAGCGUACUACCAGGGGGCGUGGUGGUACCGUAACUGUCACACCUCCAACCUGAACGGCCAAUACCUGAGCGGAGGCCACGCCUCCUACGCUGACGGUGUGGAGUGGUCGAGCUGGACGGGCUGGCAGUACUCGCUCCGCUUCACCGAGAUGAAGAUCCGGCCCAAUGCCAGACCAGAGUCCUGAACUCUGACCCUGAACCUGGACUCUCUCACCUCCGAGUCCUGAACCUGGACUCUGACUCGAAACAAACCUGUGGGUUAAUGUUUAAUUGAUGAUGGAGGAUUAGAAACAUUUUAAAGACAACCAAAGUUGUUAUUGUUUGAGAAUAAAGUUGUUGACUGCGAAAGUAACAUUUGUUUCAGUUGAUCUUCUAAGAAGUUUCAUAAUUUCUCCAGAAACAAUCAGAGUUUGGGUUCAGAAGCAGUGGAACUCCAGAGAGGGUUCGACUCGCUGCUUAUUUUGUGUUUUUCUCAUAAUAUUCCAACACUCUGUCGUAUUUAUUAUUCAUUAUCCUUGUAAAAAUCAAUUGUGUUAAAACACUGAAUUUAUUUAUUCCCUGAUCUUUUCUGUAAAAAUUCUAACCAGUUUUGUUCAAAGAAGUUUGUCCAGCAGGUGGA